This is a messenger RNA of Caenorhabditis remanei, 267 nucleotides long. RefSeq lists its product as uncharacterized. The transcript is spliced from 2 exons. NCBI's taxonomy places the organism in Eukaryota, Metazoa, Nematoda, Chromadorea, Rhabditida, Rhabditidae. The record is from RefSeq and is a predicted model, not a curated record. Bases 1 to 267 code for a protein of 88 amino acids.
AUGACGGAACAGGUGGAUGCUGGAAAAAUUCAUAUCCCAAGAACAGAACACACACUUCAAAUAUUCAAAUGGUACGUGCUUUGUGCACUUGAUGAGGAAUGUAUGAAUCCACCCGGUGCUCAAAUAUAUUGCAAUUUCGGGCCGAAUCGAUACGAAACCUUCGCGAAUUGCUUCCGAUUUGAUCAAUCUGUUUUGAACCUUUUGCUAUUGAAUCAGUUCCAGGACCAUCACAAGUAUUUUAUAAAACUGAAUAAUUAUUUAGGUUAA